GGGCCUAAGCGGGGCCGAACAGAGGGGAGAACAGGGAGCGGCGUAGCGCAUGCGCGCAUCCGGGAAGGAGCCGCCGGAGCCGAGCAGGGGAACGUAGAACGGAGACUCGUAAGGCGCUGGCCGCUGGCACCGAUUCUGGAUUUCAGAAUUGCUACCUUGCCAAUGGACCUGAUUGGUUUUGGCUAUGCAGCCCUUGUGACAUUUGGAAGCAUUUUGGGAUACAAACGGAGAGGUGGUAUUCCAUCUUUGAUUGGUGGUCUUUGUGUUGGAUUUUUGGCUGGCUAUGGAGCUUACCGUGUCUCUAAUGACAAACGAGAUGUAAAAGUAUCACUGUUUACAGCUUUCUUCCUGGCCACGAUAAUGGGUGUGCGAUUUAAGAGGUCCAAGAAAAUAAUGCCAGCUGGACUGGUUGCAGGCUUAAGUGAGCAUGCAGACUUGUCUGGCAGGUUGGCAUACAGGGAUAAUGAGACCAUCCUUACCCCAAGGACUGGAAGGUGGAGCAAGCCCUUGAAGCCAGGUCAGGUGAGCAUAUGACCCCCUCUAUCUUAUGCCAUGUAAGAAUGACCUUCCUUUGUGCCUUUCUUUUAUUUUAAUCCAGCCUCAUGAUGAUUCUGAGACUUGUCUUACUGCUGAUCUGAGAGUCUGAGGAGCUGAGAACUGAGUUCAUGUCAUUCCACCGUAGCUGGCAGAGCAAACUCUUUGUAUUUAAAAGAUAAAAGUCUCUACAUGAAAUACCAAGUGUCUUCUUUUAUGUUACAGACAAAAGUAACACUGUCACUUCUAAUGUGAACACUAGUUUUGAAGUUGUUUUUUUGUUUGUUGUUUUAAACAAUUCUAACUGUCAAGCACUGUUAUCAUUAAGGGGGCUUAAGAGCCAUGAUGCUCAUUCAUUUACUGCGUCUAUUUUAUGUACAGUCAAUCCUCAGUAUUCACAGAUCCCAAUUUUACGAAUUUGCCCACUGGCUACAAUUUAUCUGUAAUCCCCAAAUCAACGCUCUAGGCACUUUUUCGGUCACUUGUGGACUUACACAGGGAGGCAAAAAAUUUGAGUUGACCCUGCUAGCUUAACCAAAUAGGAAACUCAAACAAAAUCCUUUGAUGUACUUCGAAGAUAUCCAUUAAUUCUAAUGUAAACCCUAAUGGUGCCCAAGAGGUUGUUAUCACAAGCAUGGCUUGGAAAAGCUGUUGUCACUAGGGUGCUCCCCUUACCUGCCAGCUGUCAAAGAUGACUCAGAAGAACCUUCAGAUUCCGAUUGGCAAGAGCUUAAACUAUGAUUCGUCGGAGGCAGUGGUAGUUUAGUGGUAGAAUUCUCACCGUCUGUGCAGGAGACCCAGUUCCGUUCCCAGCGAGUACAUGUCAUGCAUGGCCACCACCUGUCCGUCAAUCAGUGUAGGCUUGUGUGUUGCUAUCAUGCUGAACAGGUCGUGCGUGGGGUCGCCAUGAAUUGGGGCUGGCUCAACAGCAGCUAACAACAACAUGGCUAUUAUACUGCAGUAGAAACUAAACGUGAAAUUGACCAAAGAAAUGUAUACUGUGUUUCUCGGUAAAAAAAAAAAAAAAAAAAAUUAAUAAAUUUAAUAUACUCGUUUAAUGUAUGUUUCCCUUCCCUCUUACCCCACCCUACCCACCCACACACACGUCAACAGCUGCUAUUAAUGGCAUUUCUUACAUUUGAUUAUAGUUUAGAAUUGAAAAAAUAGGGUCAUUGAUUUUCUUUUGCUAAGUAAGUUUCUCUCGGAGCUCCAAGUCCCCCAUUUUGAACAUGGAUUCCUACUGUGAAAUACUUAGUGGUUGAAAAUUUAAGAAGCAAGUGUGAAGCUGUACUGUGCCCUGGACCUCUCCCGAAAUGUGGUGAAAGUGGGUGAUGGUGAUGUAUGUGUUUGUUUCAAGAAAUCCUGAACAUCUAUCUGUUUGCUUAUGAGUUUAUUCUUUUGCAAUAAGUAGAAUGCUAAGGAAUUCUUAUUUGGAUGUUUCUGAUUAAUAUUUGAUUGUCUUAUGAGAAAUAGAAAAAAGUUCUUUGAUUUACAGACGGGAUUCCUGAUAUCCUUAUGCGUUCAUUACUUUAUUUCAAUGGCCUUGUGAUAUUUUGUGGGCACUGCUACAGGUGUAUGGUGAAAUAUUUACUGAAUUCCUUAGAGCUCUUCAUUUGUUAAUAGUCAGCUAUUACAGCACCCAUGUUUUUAAGAUACAUGCCAUUUUCACAGUUGAAUGUUUUUUUCAUAGUCUCCAAGGAUUCUUCAUCCAAGGGGGGCUUCCUCUGGCUCCCAGGCUGGAGGAAUUUGUUAAUUGUGGGGAUGUGGCUGACCCUGGCCUUGAAUUCCUAGGAUGCAAAAGGAUAUUAUCCAUGAGAGAAGACUGAAGCAAAAUAAACCAAGUAAAAUGUAAAUGGGGGUGGUACAAAUGGUUAACAUGCUUGACUGCUAACUGAAAGGUUGGAGGUUCAAGUCCACCCAGAGGCACCUCUGAAGAAGGGCCUGGUGAUGUACUUCGAGGGGAAAAAAAAAAUCAGCCAUUGAAAACCCUGUGGAGCACAAUUCUACUUGGGUACACAUGGUGUUGCUGUGAGUUGGAGUCAACAGCAACUGAAAACAAAAUUCUAAAAUGCAAGAGGGCAUUAUCCAUGAAAAAAGAAUAUAGCAAAGUAAACAAAGUGUAAUAUAAAUGAGGCACAUUUUUGCAUGUGGGGAAAAAUAUUUAAAAUUUAUAUUCCCACUGCUGGUGGAGGUGGAGGUAAAAUGGGAUUUCCAUAUAUUGGGUGGCAUUGCACAAUGAUACUAUCCUUGUAGAAAGUAAGUUAGCAAUAUUUCUCCAGAACCACAAAAUGUCCAGAGGCUGUAACCAAGCAAUCUUGUUUUUAAAAUUGUGCCCUAUCGAUAUAAUCUUACAUGUGGAAAAAUCUGUACCUGUGAAGAUGCCUUUGCAAUGUUAUUUAUAAAAGAAAACAUGCCAGAGUAGCCUGAUAUUCAACUAAUAGGAGAAAUUCCUCGUUUUUCUUAUGUCAUAAGCAUUUUUUCAUGUUGUUACAUAAUCUUUGAAAAUGUAACUUUAAGUGGCUGCAUAAAAUUCUACCUGAUACAUGUCUCCUUGUUUGUGUGGAUGUACCUCAGAUAUUGCCAUUUAGGUCGUUGAUGACUUUUACUACUAAAACUUAGGUUAUUCUGAGCACAAUCCAUGGAAUAUUAUAUAAUCAUGAAAAAUUACAAAAGUGUAUGUAAAAGACUAUAUAAAAAUGAGACAUUAAAUAACAAUAUCAAAACAUGCUUAUAAUAUAGUGUGAGGUAGAAAACUGAGGGUGCAGAAUUGUCAUAACUCUGAUUACAACUGUUUUAAAUAAGCAUAUUUUAAAAGAUGGCAAAGGAACCCACAGAUGUAGCAAAGUGUUUUAGAACUCAGGCAUCAGACAGACUGAUGUUUGAGUCCCAGACCUGUCACCUGCUAACAGUGUGACUUCAGGAAUGUUAUUUAACCCCUCUGAGCCUUGUUUCCUGUCUAGUUUGAGAAUGGAAUGAAUUCAGUGAGGUAAUGUGCGUUCAGUGCUUGGUACAGUGCCUGGGCUAUAAUAAGAGUUCAGUCAGUGUUUAUUGUUCUCAGGUAAUAGCUGUGUUAGGAUAUUAUCUUGUUUCCCCCCCAUUUUAUCUAGAAGGAAGCAACUUUUAUUGAGGUUCUACUACAUUCUAGGCAAAGUCUUUGAUAUUGAUCUUUGACUUAUGCCCUGCAAGAAGCCUGCCCCAGAUUCCCAGGGUGGUCCAGGUGACCCUCAUCUGUUUUCUGACAUUGUUUUAUUUUUUAAUUUACUAUGUUAUAUUGAAGCUAUCUGUCCAUGUCUUUUCUCCCCCUCCCCACCCCAGGUAUGUCCCUUUAGAGUACCUUUGUAUCUCUAGCACAGGUUUUGGAUAAAGAAAUUAGUGGAUUCUUAAAUGACGAUAAAUUCAUUCUCCCUGCAGUUCUUAGAAGCUAUUGAGAUAGCAUUACCUGCAGCAGAGGGAAACCUGAGAGGACACUGGGUUUGCACUCUUCAGCCAUUAAGAUGACUUCAAGGAGCUGUAUGUCAGCCCAGCUCAGCCGAUUGCCCACAAGAAAAUCUUGCCCAUGGUCUCUUAGUGCCUGCAUGAUAGUUGAGAAGGAGAAGGUAGAAGAUUUAGGAUCAUAACUAGCAUAAAAUUUAAAGUCAGCGUGAUUUGACAGCAAGUCUUCUAAAAGUCCAGAAACCUGGUUUCUAGUCUUUGCCGCUGGCUAGCCGUGUGACCCCAAGCAAACCUCAUUUUUCUGGAGACCCCAGCUUGUUCAUCUGAAGGAGGUUGGAAUAUUUUUUUUUGUAUAUAUGCACACAUAUAUAUAAUUUAUUUGUUUUUGAGAAUAUACACAGCAAAACAUACACCAAUUCAACUAUUUUGCAUGUACAAUUCAGUGACACUGGUUACAUUCUUCGAGUUGUGCAACCAUUCCCAUUUUCCUUUUCUGAACUGUUCUUCCCCCCAUUAACAUAAACUCACUGCCCCCUAAGCUUCCUAUCUAAUCUUUACGAGUUGCUGUUGUCCCUUUAAUCCCAAUAGAUAGAUCUUAAAAAGCAUAAUGCUCAAGGUAGACAUUUUUUACUAGUUAAGCUAAACUAUUGUUUGGUUUUAAGAAGAUUUUGGGGCAUAUUUUUGGUUUAAGGUUUAAAGAUUAUCUCAGGGCUUUGGUUUCAGGGAUUCAUCCAGCCUCCAUGAAUCAAGAAAUCUGAAUUCUGUAAGAAUUUGAAAUUCUGUUCUGCAUUUUCCCCCUUUUGAUGAGAAUUCUUCUGUAGCAUCUUUGAUCAAAAUGUUCAGUAAUGGCGGCUAGGGAGUUUAGAAUAAUUUAAAUCCACCCAACGUAUUUUGAGCAUGGGAAUUACCUUGGUCUUGUGUGCUUCCUCCCCUCCCCCCAUCUCCUUGCACCUACCUUGUGAACCUCUAUAGAAUGACUUUACUCCAUAGCUUGAAUUUGUGGCUUCUCCAGGUACAUAAAGACAUUCUCUCCUUGCACCAUCUGAGGGCAGGGUCCUGAGGUUUGCUGCUCUUUGAAGACACUUUGUUUGCAGGGAGAGCAUCAUUCUCACAGGGACCCAAGCCUCGCUUUUCUAAACAAAUGUCCUUCUAAUAAGGCUGUGACAUAUGGGUCACUUAGAGUCAAAAUCGACUGAAUUGCAAAAUGAAAGAUUGGUGUAGUAGAUCACUAAGGUAUGCUGUAGCCCUGAAACUCUAGGAUUUUGUGAUACUUGGGCAUAGGAUCAGGUGUUGGAGAAAUUUGAAUGCAAGCUCCAACUUUAUUAGUUGUAUAACAUUGGGCAAGUUACUUUGCCUCUUUAAGUUCUGGUUGCCUCCUCUGAAAAUGGGGAUAACAACAGUACCUAUUUGAUGGCGUUUUUAUGAAGAUUUAAUGAGGUAAUAAAUGCAAAAUGGACAGCAUUUUGAGUCAUCACCAUCAUUAGUACUUUGUUGAUGAUGUCGCUAUUAUUACUAUUUUUAGCCAUGAGCAAAGUCUCUGUACUUCAUAGGACUGUACAACAAACACUUGAGUCAUUGGAAAUGGUGGGGCACUAAACAUCCAUUCCAUUGUCAAUAUUAGUAAAGUUAUAACAGAAAAAUCUCUCAAAUUAUAUGCUGAGUACAAGUGAAUAUAUUGUCUUUUAAAUACUUUUGAAGCAAGUGAUGUGGAGAAAACCUGGGGUCUGGAAUAUUCAUGGUUUGAUCUAUUUUGGUGCUACGGACCUGAUAACUCACUAAAUGCAAUCUAAAGGAAAGGUAUGUCAAGUACAUAUUUAUUAAAUAAUAUGUAUUAUAUGAUUUAGGUCCUAAGAUUGUUGAGUGUGACACAUAUUUAAAUUAUGUAUUAAAUCAUUCAAUUAGGACCAUCCUUUAACUCAAACCAGAAAGGAUGGAUUAAACCAGUAUUGCAGGUGGGUUUGAAAAACUCAUCAGUCAUUUUUUUUUUUUACCAAAUUUUAACAUCUUCAUCUUGUACCACAUUCACCCAUAUUGUAAUGAAUGCACCUGGAGGUCAAAAGUAUCGAUAGCUCAACAAGACAGCCAACCCUGGUGGUGGGGAUGGCACUAUUUACUUAAAGCUCAAGUUUCCCCCCACCCCCGACAUUAUUUUUCAGCUGUUAAAAAUGCAGACAGAUGAAAAAUACAGUGUUUUUUAAAACACUUUUUCUUAACUUUUUAGAAUAUUGCAUGGAAUUCUGCUAAGGUUUGUAAACUACCCUAAAGCCCUAAUAUUACCCUAUGUAUUUUAGAAAUAAUAUCCAUUGCCCCCCCACAACAGCUCUCUAAUUAGUAUGGGAUCCCCUCACCCCAAAUCCUGAUUAUAAAUGGCUCUAUUUUACUCCAGGUUGUAUCAGAUAAAUCUGAAAUUCUUCUAUCAGCACCAGAACUACAAAUAGUGAUGAAGUUAAGGCAUGAAAUCUUGAAAAAAAAAAGGAAGGGAGGGAGGGAGAAAGGAAGGGAGAAAAGGAAGGAGGGAAACCCAGAAGACUAAGGCAGGAAGGAGCAGGUCAGAUGUAUUUUAUAAUUGCAAUUGAAGAAUUUUGAGCUUUCACGAAGUGUUCUGGGAUCUUUCAUCCACCAAUAAAAUUCUUCCUCUAAUUUUGUUUUUCUCCCCCUUGCUCUAAGUCAUAAAGGAGGGCAGAAGUUUGUUGUGUACCUUCUCAUAAACAGGAAAGAAUCUUUUAGUGGCUCUUUCGAGAAUGUAGUCAAGGCUCAUUUUCUUCUCUUCAGGCAGAGAGAAUGGAAAGAGCAUAAUCAUAUCAUUCAGGUCCUUCAAGCCUUCCACAUACAUGUCGAUCCUAGAGAGAGAGAGUGAUGAGAAAAAAGAGUUUGCAGAGAAAGGGAACUAUUCUUGAGCCAAAGAAACAUUUUAAGCAGUGCCGCAGUUCACCUGCGUAGUUACCAGGGGUCUCAAUGUUCCACGAGCCAAGUUUUUCUAUCUGCAUGUUGUUUCUCUGGAUAUUAAGAAAAAUCUGGAAGGUAGGAAAAUUAUAGGACUAAAGUGUAUUAAUGAUGAUGUGUGGAUGUGUGAAUGUUAACAAUGAAAGGCUAAUGUUGGAGUCCCUGCAGAUGGUUAAUACAGUUGACUGCUGACCGAAAGGCUGGAAGUUCAAGCCCACACAGAGGCACCUCUGAAGACAGGUGAUCUCCUUCCAAAAAAUCAGCCACUGAAAACCCUGUGGAGCACCGUUCUACUCUGACAUACAUGGGCCAUCAUGAGUCUGAGUCAAUGACAACUGGUUUUUUCCUGGUAAGGUUCAUGUUAACUAAAACACAUACAUACAAAAUAUUAAAAUAACCCCCAAAUGGUAAAUUAGGUAAAGAUUGUAUUUUGUUAUUUAAAUGUUAUAAUAAUGGUGAAAUAAUUUAUACUGACACAUGUAGAGGAAGGCUUCUAUGCUGCCAACCAUCUCUACAUCCAAAUUGAAAGUUCUCAAACUUAGUAGGCUAAUUCAAUGGGGCACAGAACUUACCCCCUAACAUCAGCUUACCACUUGAUGCCACUCAAAUCUCUAUGGCAGAAUGAAUGGAAAGAUGGGUACUAUGUUUGGCAAGGCAUCGUGGCAUAAUGAAAAGAGUGCUGGUCUGGGCAUUGGGAAAUCUGAGGCCUGGUCCAAUGAAAGUAUCUUAAUCUCUUUGAACCAUAGUUGCUUUAACUUUAACCUAGGAUAGCAAUGGGUGUUUGUGGAAGGUUUACAAUGGCCUCAGAUUCUUUACUCCUACUCCCAUUGAGAGUCAAAGACCUCUCCCCUCCUUUUGAACCUGAGCAAGGCUUAGUGACUUGGUGGACCAAUAAAAUGUGGUGAAAGUAAUUUUCUGAGACUUCCAAGGCUAAGUCACAAGAAACCUUACAGCUUCCACGUGGGCCUCUUGGAAUGUUAUCUCUAAGAGAAGCCAGAUACCAUGUAAGAAGUCCGACCACCCUGAAAACUGCAUGCUGUGAGGAAGCCUAAGCUAACCACAUGUGGACAGAGAGAGAUGCCCAGCCAGCCUCAGCUGUCCCAGCCCUUUACUCGUAUGUGCCAGACGUUAGAGUGGAGAACUGCAUGAGUGACACUGGGUGAGAACCACCCAGCUAAGCCCUGUUAACUCACAGAACUGUGAGAGAAUGUUCCGCAAUAAAAGAUAACCAUAGAGAACCAUUCUGAGAAUCAAGGUUGUUGUGGGAUUACAUACGUGAAAAGUUUUAAAAUAUAAAAUUUUCAGCGCAUAGAAAGCUUUAUAACAGUGAUACACCAAUGAAGGCAUUUUAAAUAUUAAUUCAUUUUCAAUUUAUAAACAUUAGUUCUGUUAAUAUACCAUAGACUGCCAGGAGAAUGCACAGGUCUGUCUUGGAAGAAGAACAGCCAGAAUGCUCCUUAGAAGCGAGGAUGGCAAGACGGUGUCUCACAUACUUUGAACACGUAUCAGGAGGGACCAGUCCCUGGAGAAGGACAUCGUGCUUGGUGAAGUAAAGCAUCAGGGAAAAAGAGGAAGACUCUCAGCGAGAUGGAUUGACACAGCGGCAGCAACAACAGGCUCAAACAUAGCAAGGAUUAUGAGGAUGGUACAGGACCAGGCAGUGUUUGGUUCUGUUGUACAUAGGGUCACUUUGAGUCAGAACUGACUCGAUGGCACCUAACAACAACAACAACUGUUCUGACAUGCGUUAAAAGGAACUAGGGUUUCUUAGAGAAAUGGCUGAUCCCAGGUCUGGAGCAAGAGGUGUAUAGGAUUAACCUGGAUCAUCAUGUCACACCAAGUAACAAGGAAGCUACCAGAGACCACUGGGGUCAGAUCAAAAGUUCCUAGGAGCCACUUGGUUCCCACUGGGCAAAG
Loxodonta africana (African savanna elephant) is the source of this 8826-nucleotide messenger RNA. It is a transcript of the gene TMEM14A, whose product is annotated as transmembrane protein 14A. Gene Ontology annotation, biological process: regulation of heme biosynthetic process. Gene Ontology annotation, cellular component: mitochondrial membrane. The transcript has 5 exons. Bases 163 to 534 code for a protein of 123 amino acids. Lineage: Eukaryota; Metazoa; Chordata; Mammalia; Proboscidea; Elephantidae. The record is from RefSeq and is a predicted model, not a curated record.